CACUUUUCCUUUCUUCUCACCUUACGUCACGCGCGUCUCUCUUUUCUCUAUCUUUCUUUCUUUUCUUCUCUCCGCUACACCUUCUCACCUACACACACAUCUAUUUAUACUUGGAGGAUGUCGGUGGAAACCCUGUCCGGUGUGCUUUAGAUUUUGCCCACCGCGCGCCAUUCCUCAUCUAAGUGCUAGGACAUCCUGGGAUUUUCUUAUUUUAUUAUCUUGCUUCUUCAAAAUUUUAGAGUCUUCAUAUUUUAUUUUAAUUAGUCUGUGAUUUCUUAACAACCACCAUAGCAUUUCCAAUGACUAACGGCCAGAAUAAGAAAAUUAGAUAAAGGAGCAUUGAUCUCAAGAGGCUGGGUCCUGUGGGGAAAAAUGUUGGUCUGCUUUUUUUAAUGGAGUCAUCGUCGUCAUUAUAUAUAUAUAUAUAUAUAUAUAUUUAUAUUUAUAUAUUGGAACUCAACAACCACUCGCUUGACUUGGCAUGACUUGAGAGAGCAGCCCCUUUCUCAGUAAUCACUUUAAAACCCAGGCAGGCGAAGGCAAGAGUGUUAUCCUAAACCUAAUUGUGAAUUGGGUCUUAAUCCUCUUUCUCUUUCUCAUACAACACCAUGGUGGUGAAGGUGUAUGGCCCUGCCUGUGCUUCCACAAAACGCGUGCUUCUUGUUCUGAUUGAGAAGGGCAUUGAGUUUGAAACUGUCAAUGUUGAUGUCAGUAAAGGUGAACAGAGAAAUCCUGAAUACCUCAAAUUACAGCCCUUUGGAGUUGUUCCUGUGAUUCAAGAUGGAGACUUUACCUUAUUUGAAUCCAGGGCAAUAAUGAGAUAUUAUGCAGAAAAGUACAAGUCUCAGGGCGUAGACUUGCUGGGGAAGACGAUGGAAGAGAGGGGUCUGGUGGAACAAUGGCUGGAAGUUGAGGCACAAAACUUUCACCCAUUUGCUUAUAACUUAGCAAUUCAUAUUCUGUUUGCUUCAAUAAUUGGGAUCACUCCAGAUCCAAAAGUGAUUGAAGAGAGUGAAGCUAAGCUGGACAAGGUUCUCAACAUUUAUGAGGAAACGCUCUCAAAGAGCAAGUACUUGGCUGGUGAUUUCUUCAGCCUGGCUGAUAUGAGCCAUCUUCCAUUCAUGGAUUAUCUGGUCAAUAAUAUGGGGAAGGAGCAUCUGAUUCACAAGAGGAAGCAUGUCAGUAGCUGGUGGGAUGAUAUCAGUAGCAGAGCUUCAUGGAAGAAAGUUUUGGAUCUUCACAAAGCUCCUAUAUAGGUGUUUCUGUAUGACAAGAUCAAUGAACAGUGAAAUGACUCAGUGAGUGUGUGGUUAGAAUAAAUUUGUAUUAUCAUUACCUUCUUCAAUUCUGAUGAGGAAAGGUAAGCGAGAUUUAAAGAGGUUAUAUUUUCUUGUGGUGGAAAUUGAAGGAGCAUCAAGUCUUUGAAUUUUGUUUA
Messenger RNA from Prosopis cineraria, 1435 nucleotides. RefSeq names its product glutathione S-transferase F10-like. Lineage: Eukaryota; Viridiplantae; Streptophyta; Magnoliopsida; Fabales; Fabaceae. Gene Ontology annotation, cellular component: cytoplasm. The record is from RefSeq and is a predicted model, not a curated record. Bases 609 to 1256 code for a protein of 215 amino acids. The transcript has 3 exons. Gene Ontology annotation, molecular function: glutathione transferase activity; glutathione binding.